Molecule: messenger RNA, 2820 nt
Organism: Mucor mucedo
Lineage: Eukaryota; Fungi; Mucoromycota; Mucoromycetes; Mucorales; Mucoraceae
Product: kinase-like domain-containing protein
Exons: 7
Biological process (GO): mitotic DNA damage checkpoint signaling; protein phosphorylation
Cellular component (GO): nucleus
Molecular function (GO): protein serine/threonine kinase activity; ATP binding
Source: RefSeq, a predicted model, not a curated record
UUUCUUUCAAUAAUGGAUAGCCGAGGUAUACCUAUUGUAAUUCCUGGAAGUAAAUACUCUUCACCAAGACGUAACACAAAACAAACCAAUUUACGUCAUGAGAUACCUUCGUCGCCCUUCAAUAUGCCUUCAUUAAAGAAUGAGACGUCGCUUUUGGAGGUUUAUGACUCAUUUGCUGAUGCUUGUUUCCAAAGUCAUUACAACCAUUCCAUUCUGAACGACGACGCUCGGUACAAUGUACUUGAGUUUUACAAGAGUGAAGUUUGUCCUAGCGAUAACGAACCUCCUUUAUGCUCUCCAGCAGAAUCUUCCACAUUUGAAUCAAAGGUACCUGAAUUACAAAGCUCUAGGAAAACAACUUUUAAAAUGCCUUCGUCUACCUUGUCUGAAGAGAACAGUCCCUUUGAUUCGCACUUUUUAGAGUAUAAACCAACGCCACAACAUGGAAAUUAUAAACAUACCUCGCAAACUGCCAAACAAAACGACCACCACUUGUCAGGAUUCUCAGAUAUCUCAUCGAUGCAAGAGUCUUUCCUCACAACAACUCAGAACUCUGCUAUCAAUCCAUCGCAGGAGUUUAGCGUAGACUUAGAACAACAUUCUACUGUUGUAUCAACAUACAAACCCGAUGCAUCCUCAAUAAAAGAGUCUGAUCACACCGCAUCACCGGAAAAGUUUGACAUCGCGUCAAUACAAAAUACAGUUACCAAUAUGACGCGACAGUCUGAUUUAAUUUCAACACAAGGGCCUGAUUCAGACCUGACACAACAGUCUGAAUCCCCACAUUCUGGCACCAGUUCAACGCAGGAAUCUAAUACAGACUUGUCACAGGGACUUUACAUGAACAUGCCUAAAAAAGUAAAUGCAAACUUUACCCAGGAAUCUGGUUUGCACUCUCCAAAAGAAUCCAAUAUAAACUCACCACAAGAAUCGAACCAAAAGAUGUCGCCAGGCAUUAAUACGGGUUCGAUACAAAAAACCGAUAUGAAAUUGACGCAAGAGGACCACAUGAACAUGUCACGCACUUUCGAUAUUACAAAAGAGUCUGAUAUCACCUUAGACCAGGGAUCCAAUACCGAUGCGACAUUAGAUCACAAAAACGACCUUCCAACACCACCACCUAGUCAAAAUACAACAUGUCUUUCACCUACAUAUUCUGGAAACCAAAAAGACUCAGAAAAGUUAGACAACGCAAAUUCAGUAGAUAAACCUGAAUUGGAAGCUAUUACCCCGCCAAAAAUCACCACUUCCAAUAAAAGAAAAUCGAACACCGAGCCAACUCCUAUCGUCAAAAGAUUAACGAGAAAUCAAAAGAAGUUACUAGAAGAGGUCGUCCCCGAAGUAAAAAAAGUCACAGCUCCAGUAAGAAGAUCGAUGAGAGGAUCAGAGAAAGGAUUGGAGAGUAGUUUAGACCUUACAGGAGAUAAAUCUAUGGGAAAGAAAGUAGAAAAAGAAACCCCACUCGAACUUAGAAGAGGAAGAAGCAGCAAGAGAGAUACAACGAUUGUUAUUCAGGAAAAGAAGACUGAAAAGUCAAGUAAAAAGAUGCCUGUACAAACUAAAUGCAAAGCACAAAUCCCCGUUGAGAGUUCAGUAAUAGCAACAAGUACAGAUGCAGCAAGUACGGAUGCAACAAGUACGGAUGCAACAGGUACAACUGCAAUAAGUACAGAUGUAACAACCACGGCAAGCAUCGGUCCAGUUACUGAGAAAAAAUCAAAAGAGAAUAAUACCGCAAAGGCUUACAAGGAAAAAAUACAAGAGAGAGACAGACAAGAGAUUGACGCCAUCUUUGAAGAAUUUCCGACUCUGUCUCGUUAUUACGAAUUUAUCGAAAGAGCCGGUAGAGGCACAUUCAGUAAAGUCUAUAAAGCAAGAGAUUUAUUAGCGGAUGAGUAUAUGGAAGUGGAUCAAGGCGGCGUGGUUACUAAAACUGAUGACAACCUUGUUGCAGUCAAGUUGAUCUUUGAUAUUAGUUCACCAGUGCGUGUGGCCAACGAAAUCCAUUUUCUUACGAUAUUAAGAUCAUCACCGUGUAUUACACCACUUAUUACUGCAUUUCGACAUGAACCUUACACCUAUGUUGUACUACCCUAUAUCGACUUUGAUCACUUUGACACAUUCUUUCUGGAUAUGACAAUGGCUGAUGUCAAAUCAUACAUAUCUCAACUACUUAUUGGUUUAAGAGGUGUGCAUGAAAAGGGAAUUAUUCAUCGCGAUGUUAAACCUGGAAACUUUUUGUACAGCAACAAAACAAAACUUGGAUAUCUCGCUGAUUUCGGUUUAGCUCAAAAAGAGGUUAUAUAUAUAUAUGAUAUUGAGAUAGGCAGAAAGACUUAUUUUAUUAUGUUUUGGACAAAUAUAGACGAUUUUCAGACGCGAAGACCGGCCUUUCAAGGAGGACGCUCAGGAACAAAGGGAUUUAGAGCACCAGAGGUCAUGUUAAAAUACUUAAACCAAACAACAGCCAUCGAUAUCUGGGCUGUUGGUGUUCUGCUUUUGAUUAUUCUUAGUGGAAGAUAUCCUUUUUUUAAUCCAGAAGAUGAUUCCGAUGCUAUCAUGGAAUUUGCGCAUUUGUUUGGCAUGAAGAAUUUAAGGGAAUUUAGCCAACACUAUGGUCGCACAAUAAAAACAAAUAUACCAGCCAUUCCUGAGGAGGAAAUGAACAUUGAACUUUUAUGUCGAGAGAUGAACAACGACAACAUAAAAAAAUGGGACGGUGAAGAAUUCUUGCAAGCUGUCGAUCUUAUGAAGCACUGUCUUGUACUCAUACAUACCAAACGAUAUACUGCUAAAGAAGCAUUAAAUCACCCUUUCCUG